CCGCCCCGUCACAAGGCCCCGCAGCGUCUCACCUGCCGCAGGCGCAGGCCGGGGUAGGCAGCAGCCCAGCGGGUGCAGGUGCGGACGCACCGGCCAUCACCGCGCGGCCGCGCAGCCGACACUGUACACACCGGCCUCUGGCUCCCCGAGAGCGGGGCAGCCGUAGAACCUGAGGCCAUGUCCCAUGAAAAGAGUUUCUUGGUGUCUGGGGACAGCUAUCCUCCCCCAAACCCUGGAUAUCCUGUGGGGCCCCAGCCCCCUAUGCCUCCCUAUGUCCAGCCUCCCUACCCUGGGGCCCCAUACCCACAGCCUCCUUUCCAGCCCUCCCCCUAUGGUCAGCCAGGGUAUCCCCAUGGGUCCAGCCCCUAUCCACAGGGUGGCUACCCUCAGGGACCCUACCCUCAAGGAGGCUAUCCACAGGGGCCCUACCCACAGAGCCCCUUUCCCCCCAAUCCCUAUGGACAGCCACCACCCUUCCAGGACCCUGACUCACCACAACAUGGGAAUUACCAGGAGGAGGGGCCCCCAUCCUACUAUGACAACCAGGACUUCCCCUCGACUAACUGGGAUGACAAGAACAUUCGGCAAGCCUUCAUCAGAAAGGUGUUUCUGGUGCUGACUCUGCAGCUGUCAGUGACCCUGUCCACGGUCGCCGUGUUCACAUUUGUUGGGGAGGUGAAGGGCUUUGUCCGGGAGAAUGUCUGGACCUACUACGUCUCCUAUGCUGUCUUCUUCAUCUCCCUCAUCGUCCUCAGCUGUUGUGGGGACUUCCGGCGAAAGCAUCCCUGGAACCUUGUUGCUCUGUCGAUUCUGACCAUCAGCUUGUCCUACAUGGUGGGCAUGAUCGCCAGCUUCUACAACACAGAGGCAGUCAUCAUGGCAGUGGGAAUCACUACAGCUGUCUGCUUCACAGUAGUCAUCUUCUCCAUGCAGACCCGCUAUGACUUUACCUCGUGCAUGGGCGUGCUCCUGGUAAGUGUGGUGGUCCUCUUGAUUUUCGCCAUACUCUGCAUCUUUAUCCGGAACCGCAUCCUGGAGAUCGUGUAUGCCUCACUGGGCGCUCUGCUCUUCACCUGUUUCCUGGCAGUGGAUACCCAGCUUCUGCUGGGCAACAAGCAGCUGUCCUUGAGCCCAGAGGAGUACGUGUUUGCGGCACUGAACCUGUACACGGACAUCAUCAACAUCUUCCUAUAUAUUCUCACCAUCAUUGGCCGUGCCAAGGAGUAGUGCAAACCCCCAGCUCAGGUGGCAUGGUUGGCCCAGACCCUGCUCCUGGCAUGGCAGUGCUAUCUGUGCUCCCCUCUCUCUGGUCCCAAGGCACAGCCUGGGGCAGAGGGAGCCCCUCUCCCACCCUUGUGUGUACACAGCAAAUACAUGUUUGGACCCUCUGUGGCCACAGCAUGGCCCUUUCUAGCUCUCUUGCCCUUGCUAAGAGAUGAUGGGGCUGCAUUUCUGUGCCACCAUCUGUCCAUUCAUUGUUGCAUGAGCCCUGUCUGCCAGCCCACCUCAGGGUCUGGGAGUAACACCAGGUCCCAGGGGAGAGAGAUUGAACCAAGAGGUGAGGGUGCACGUCUUCCCUGUCCCAGCUCCCCUGGCAUAGAGUAACCCCUUUCCCUCUCCACCCUGCCCUCUGGGGGAUACACUGGGUGGGUUCUCAUUCCUGUGCUGAGCCCUGAGAGCAGAGAGGAUGGCAUCUUUGAGGGGAGGAGCCUUCUUCUCAUGCUGCUGUCAUUAAAAUUCCAAUAAAGGGAACCUUCUGCUCUCUG
Nannospalax galili (Upper Galilee mountains blind mole rat) is the source of this 1766-nucleotide messenger RNA. RefSeq names its product glutamate ionotropic receptor NMDA type subunit associated protein 1 (gene Grina). NCBI's taxonomy places the organism in Eukaryota, Metazoa, Chordata, Mammalia, Rodentia, Spalacidae. The record is from RefSeq and is a predicted model, not a curated record. Gene Ontology annotation, biological process: negative regulation of apoptotic signaling pathway. Gene Ontology annotation, cellular component: endoplasmic reticulum; Golgi apparatus; membrane. The transcript has 7 exons. Bases 178 to 1227 code for a protein of 349 amino acids.